AGUUAUAGGUUAUGUUAUAUAUUUAAGGAAUUAAAUGGAAAUUAUUAUUAAAUGAACAUUUUAGAGAAACUAAAUGUUUCAAUAUUCAAUUAUAUCUAAUAAUAUGUAAAAUAGUUUUUUUUGUUAAAUUAUGUCGAAUCUUCAGAAACCUGUCUUAAGUUUAAAACAAUUUAUUUUAAAACAAGAAGUUAAGAAUUUAUACAGACGGAUAUUUCGUGCUAUUAGGGAAGUUAAAGAUGAAAAUCAUAGGAAAGAAUUGAAAUUAUGGGCUAGAACUGAUUUUAGAAACAACGCUAAUUACACUGAUGAAAUUACUAUAAAAAUGUGUAUUAAAUAUGGCGAAAGGUGCUUAAAAGAAUUAGAAACUAGCUUAAAUUUAUCAAAAUAGUUUAUUAUAUAAAAAUUUGUUUAUACAAAAACGUUAUACAAUGAAUAAAUAAUAUUAAAGUGAAAAAAACUGUUAUUACCGAUACAGUAACC
Molecule: messenger RNA, 480 nt
Organism: Diorhabda sublineata
Lineage: Eukaryota; Metazoa; Arthropoda; Insecta; Coleoptera; Chrysomelidae
Product: LYR motif-containing protein 2
Exons: 2
Coding region: 131-388 (85 amino acids)
Cellular component (GO): mitochondrion
Source: RefSeq, a predicted model, not a curated record